AUGGUGUGCCCAAACACUCGUCCUAAAAAUGUGAACCAGCAUCCUGGUGAGAUCCUCCUCCAAAACAAGAGGAAAAGGCGCACUGCUCGUCAAAUCCAGGAAGACAACGACCAAGCCGAGCAUGAGCGGCAGGAGAAAGAAGCCGCUGAUCAACGCACCACUGAGAAGAUUGCGUCUAUUGAAGACAAGAAGGCAUUGAAGGACUUGAAGAUCCUUUUGCAUGCGCCAAAGCCUCGGCCUCGGGCGCGUCCUGUGUCGAAGUCGAAGGUGAGCCAGCCGAACAUUGAGGAUGACGAGGAGAUUGUAGAAGCAGCUGAGAUGGGGGAUGUCGAAAUGGAGGACGUUGCUGCAGGCGAUAAUGAUGGAGAUAAGGACUUUCAACCAAGUGAGGAGGAGAAUGAAGAGGUGCAGCCGAGGAAUAAGCGUGUCCAGAAGACAGCAUAUCGUGAGGCUGUCCAUGCUGAGCGAAGUGUUAAUAAUACAGGCAUCAACAUGACUCACAAUCAGAAUUCGAAGGUCGAUAUAUCAGAUCAGGCUGAUCCAACGGCACGUGGUGACCAGAAAGGCAAGAAAGGAGUUGCGGAUGUCUGCGCCGCCAAGGACGACUAUGCGGGGAUGGGGAAAACAAAGGACUGGGCUGAGAAACUUGCAACAAGCAAGUUGCUCCGCCCUCAACUUGAAAGCCUUCGCACUGAAUCACACAGACGGGUGUCUUCAAUCACCACCUCAACUGCUGUUUCAAGGAUCUUGAAAGUCACUAGCGCCAGGGCUAAUCCCACUGGCAGCCCGCACCCCACAAACAAUGUUCAAGUCAAUCUCGAAGAACCUACCACAGCGUUUCUGGACGAGGACGAUUCACUUGAGCGUGAGGCUGCUUUCAAGGCUACCAAAAAGCCUGGUGCCAGGCAUACGACUUCUGCGGAUAUAUUGGAAGUCAGUGAUAACAGUUUAUCACCGCCUCCAUUGCGACCAAAGAAACGCUCACCAAUAAUGGCAAGGACCGAGUCCUUAUCCUCCCCCCCUCCUCGUGCCCCUCCUUCUAUGCAACCAUCCAGAGCCACCGCCAGGUUCAUCCCGACUGAGCCCGUUACUGACUUGUCAAUGGACAUUGACUUUGGCGAGAGUGAGGACACAUCACCGCCCCCUGCUCCUGUAUCAGCAAAAGGCACCAAACGCCUAACAACUUCAACCGGCGUCAGCAUCAAUAGCCAGCCCCCCCCUUCGAAACGAGCAAAGACAGAGCCGCAGAGCAAGAGUGUCAUGUCACGCCGCGAUGGCAGUGGCGCCAAUCACCGGUACCAGAACGAUGACCUUCCUGAGGGAUGCCAGGAUGGUAAUACCUGGCGCCGGGUGUUCAUACCAACUGUCGCACACUGGGCUGAUCUGGUGCCUGUUUUAAAAGUGGCCAAACAACGCCUUAUGGAAUGGCGUGGAGGGUUCGGUAUCGCAGCAUGCUCCAUCCUCACUGCAUUUUUUGCGCAGGACGCUGAUUUUUUGGAUCCUGCGGCUCGCGAGGACUUUUCAAGGGCCAUGCUGAAGCAUAACCAGUUCAUUUUCAGGGAUAAUUCAGGACUCGUUCCCAAGGACUGGACGGGUAUGUGGAGAUCCCCCUUCGUACUUCAGACAUUCACAUCACACCUCAAUUUCACCUUCGGCCGUGUUGAAGUCCCCAACCUUGACACCGAGAGCAUUAGCGCGCGGGCUGCAUUUGCCCUCGCCGUUACUGCUGUUUAUCGUACUCUUCAGCUCAUCAUUGAUGGGAACCUCACCUUCGAAGUCGUUCAAGAAUCCCGCGGCAAACACAAAGGUGCGAAGACCGAUGGCGGCGAUAUCUGGACCCCCAUCAUCAUGAAGGGCGAGCAGUUUGCUUUCAGCAAACCUAUCUGGGGGCACAUGACCGUCAAACUCAUGGGCCCCAUUGUGGUGCUUUCCGAUGAUGCCUUCGCGAGCAUUGUUGGGGAGGCACAACAGUAUGCCAAGCACGCGAAAAAGCAUCGGGAACUCGAGGACUACCACCAGUGA
Molecule: messenger RNA, 2022 nt
Organism: Suillus paluster
Lineage: Eukaryota; Fungi; Basidiomycota; Agaricomycetes; Boletales; Suillaceae
Exons: 9
Coding region: 1-2022 (673 amino acids)
Source: RefSeq, a predicted model, not a curated record